CAUGGGGCCGGAUGAGCACUGAUAGUCGCGGCUGCAGCCAUCAGCCCUGGAGAUGACCAGGAGCGGCCACUGCUGAGAACUAUGUGGAGAGAGGCUGCGAGCCCUGCUGCAGAGCCUCCGGCUGGGAUAGCCGCCCCCCGUGGGGGCGAUGCGGGCAGCGCGGGACAGCCAGGGGAGCGCGCGGGGGCCGCAGCAUGCGGAAACCCGCUAAACCCGGUGGCUGCUGAGGCGGCCGAGAUGCUCGUGCGCGCAGCGCGCCCCACUGCAUCCUCGACCUUCUCGGGCUACAGGGACCAUAAGUGGCGACUAUGGGCAGACUGGGCUAUUGGACCCUGCUGGUGCUGCCGGCACUUCUGGUCUGGCGCCAUCCGGCGCAGGGUGCGGCGGCGGAGAAGGGUACCCCGGCGCUGAACAUCGCGGUGCUGCUGGGUCACAGCCACGACGUGACGGAACGUGAACUGCGAAACCUGUGGGGCCCGGAGCAGGCGACUGGGCUGCCCCUGGACGUGAACGUGGUAGCACUGCUGAUGAACCGCACGGACCCCAAGAGCCUCAUCACACAUGUGUGCGACCUCAUGUCCGGGGCGCGCAUCCACGGCCUGGUGUUUGGGGACGACACCGACCAGGAGGCCGUGGCCCAGAUGCUGGAUUUUAUCUCCUCACAGACCUUCAUCCCCAUCCUGGGCAUCCACGGGGGCGCAUCGAUGAUCAUGGCUGAUAAGGAUCCGACGUCUACCUUCUUCCAAUUUGGAGCGUCCAUCCAGCAACAAGCCGUGGUCAUGAUGAAGAUCAUGCAGGAUUACGACUGGCAUGUCUUCUCCCUGGUGACCACCAUCUACCCUGGCUACAGGGACUUCAUCAGCUUCAUUAAGACCACAGUGGACAACAGCUUUGUGGGCUGGGACAUGCAAAACGUGAUCACCCUGGACACCUCCUUUGACGAUGCCAAGACGCAAGUCCAGCUAAAGAAGAUCCACUCUUCCGUCAUCUUGCUCUACUGCUCCAAAGAUGAGGCUGUCCUCAUUCUGAGCGAGGCCCGCUCCCUGGGCCUCACCGGGUAUGAUUUCUUCUGGAUUGUCCCCAGCUUGGUCUCUGGGAACACAGAACUCAUCCCCAAAGAGUUUCCAUCAGGACUCAUUUCAGUCUCCUAUGAUGACUGGGACUACAGCCUGCAGGCGAGAGUAAGGGACGGCCUGGGCAUCCUGACCACUGCCGCGUCUUCCAUGUUGGACAGCUUUUCCUACAUCCCGGAGGCCAAGGCCAGCUGCUACGGGCAGACGGAGAAGCCAGAGGUCCCGAUGCACACCCUGCACCAAUUUAUGGUCAAUGUGACAUGGGACGGCAAAGACCUGUCCUUCACUGAGGAGGGCUACCAGGUGCACCCCAGGCUGGUGGUGAUUGUGCUGAACAAGGACCGAGAGUGGGAAAAGGUGGGCAAGUGGGAGAACCAGACCCUGAGCCUGAGGCACGCCGUGUGGCCGAGGUACAAGUCCUUUUCCGACUGUGAGCCGGACGACAACCAUCUGAGCAUUGUCACCCUCGAGGAGGCCCCCUUUGUCAUCGUGGAAGACAUAGACCCGCUGACUGAGUCGUGUGUGAGGAACACUGUACCCUGUCGGAAGUUCGUCAAAAUCAAUAAUUCCACCAAUGAGGGAGUGAAUGUGAAAAAAUGCUGCAAGGGGUUCUGCAUUGACAUCCUAAAGAAGCUUUCCAGGACGGUGAAGUUUACCUAUGACCUCUACCUGGUGACGAAUGGGAAGCAUGGCAAAAAAGUGAACAACGUGUGGAAUGGAAUGAUCGGGGAAGUGGUCAAUCAGCGGGCGGUGAUGGCAGUCGGCUCCCUCACCAUCAAUGAGGAGCGUUCGGAAGUGGUGGACUUCUCUGUGCCCUUUGUGGAGACGGGAAUCAGCGUCAUGGUUUCAAGAAGCAACGGCACCGUGUCACCUUCUGCUUUUCUAGAACCAUUCAGCGCCUCCGUCUGGGUGAUGAUGUUUGUGAUGCUGCUCAUCGUGUCCGCCAUCGCUGUUUUUGUCUUUGAAUACUUCAGUCCUGUUGGAUACAACAGAAACUUAGCCAAAGGGAAAGCACCCCACGGGCCUUCUUUUACGAUUGGAAAAGCUAUAUGGCUCCUCUGGGGCCUGGUGUUCAACAACUCCGUGCCUGUCCAGAAUCCUAAAGGCACCACCAGCAAGAUCAUGGUGUCCGUGUGGGCCUUCUUUGCCGUCAUAUUCCUGGCCAGCUACACGGCCAAUCUGGCUGCCUUCAUGAUCCAGGAGGAAUUUGUGGACCAAGUGACUGGCCUCAGUGACAAAAAGUUUCAGAGACCUCACGACUAUUCCCCACCUUUUCGAUUUGGCACGGUGCCCAAUGGCAGUACGGAAAGAAACAUUCGGAAUAACUACCCCUACAUGCAUCAGUACAUGACCAAAUUUAAUCAGAAGGGAGUAGAGGACGCCUUGGUCAGCUUGAAAACAGGGAAACUGGACGCUUUCAUCUACGAUGCGGCGGUCUUGAAUUACAAGGCUGGGCGGGAUGAAGGCUGCAAGCUGGUGACCAUCGGCAGUGGGUACAUCUUUGCUACCACUGGUUAUGGAAUUGCCCUCCAGAAGGGCUCACCUUGGAAGAGGCAGAUAGACCUGGCCCUGCUCCAGUUUGUGGGUGAUGGUGAGAUGGAGGAGCUGGAGACGCUGUGGCUCACAGGGAUCUGCCACCACGAGAAGAACGAGGUGAUGAGCAGUCAGCUGGACAUUGACAACAUGGCAGGCGUGUUCUACAUGCUGGCGGCCGCCAUGGCCCUCAGCCUCAUCACCUUCAUCUGGGAGCACCUCUUCUACUGGAAGCUGCGCUUCUGUUUCACGGGCAUUUGCUCUGACCGGCCGGGGCUGCUCUUCUCCAUCAGCAGGGGCAUUUACAGCUGCAUUCACGGGGUGCACAUUGAAGAAAAAAAGAAGUCUCCAGACUUCAACCUGACCGGCUCACAGAGCAACAUGUUAAAAUUCCUUCGGUCAGCCAAAAACAUGUCCAACAUGAACUCCUCAAGAAUGGAUUCUCCCAAAAGAGCUGCCGACCUUAUCCAAAGAGGUUCCCUGAUCAUGGACAUGGUUUCAGACAAGGGAAACUUGAUAUAUUCAGACAACAGGUCCUUUCAGGGGAAAGACAGCAUUUUUGGGGACAACAUGAAUGAACUCCAAACAUUUGUGGCCAACAGGCACAAGGACAACCUCAAUAACUACGUGUUCCAGGGUCAGCACCCUCUGACUCUCAACGAAUCUAACCCUAACACGGUGGAGGUGGCCGUGAGCACAGAAUCCAAAGGGAACUCCAGGCCCCGGCAGCUUUGGAAGAAAUCCAUGGACUCUCUACGCCAAGAUUCAAUGACCCAGAACCCAGUCUCCCAGAGGGAGGAGGGAACAUUGGAGAAUAGGACCCACUCCCUAAAGAGUCCCAGGUACCUUCCAGAAGAGGUGGCCCACUCAGACAUUUCAGAAACUUCGAGUCGGGCCACGUGCCACAGGGAACCUGACAACAAUAAGAGCCACAAGACCAAGGACAACUUCAAAAGGUCAAUGGCCUCCAAGUAUCCCAAGGACUGCAGCGAGGUCGAGCGCUCAUACUUGAAAACCAAAGCGAGCUCCCCCAGGGACAAGAUCUACACCAUUGAUGGUGAGAAAGAGCCCAGUUUCCACCUAGAUCCCCCCCAGUUUGUUGAAAACAUGGCCCUCCCCGAGAACAUGGACUUCCCAGAUGCCUACCAGGACCACAGUGAGAACUUUCGCAAGGGGGACUCCACGCUACCCAUGAACAGGAACCCUCUGCACAAUGAAGAUGGGCUUCCCAACAAUGACCAGUAUAAGCUCUACUCCAAGCACUUCACCUUGAAGGACAAGAGUUCCCCUCUCAGCGAGGGCAGCGACCGCUACAGGCAGAACUCCACACACUGCAGGAGCUGCCUUUCCAACCUGCCCACCUAUUCAGGCCAUUUCACCAUGAGGUCGCCGUUCAAGUGUGAUGCCUGCCUACGGAUGGGGAACCUCUAUGACAUUGAUGAAGACCAGAUGCUUCAGGAGACAGCGAAUCCAGCCACCCAGGAGGAGGUCUACCAGCAGGACUGGGCACAGAACAACGCCCUCCAGUUCCAAAAGAACAAGCUAAGGAUUAGCCGUCAGCAUUCCUAUGAUAACAUCCUCGACAAGCCUAGGGAGAUAGACCUUAGCAGGCCCUCUCGGAGCAUAAGCCUCAAGGACAGGGAACGGCUUCUGGAGGGAAAUUUGUACGGGAGUCUUGUCAGUGUCCCAUCCAGCAAACUCUUGGGGAACAAAAGCUCCCUCUUCCCCCAGGGUCUGGAGGACAGCAAGCGGAGCAAGUCUCUCUUGCCAGACCACACCUCCAAUAACCCUUUCCUCCACUCCUAUGGGGAUGACCAACGCUUAGUCAUUGGGAGAUGCCCCUCGGACUCCUACAAACACUCGUUGCCAUCCCAGACAAUGAAUGACAGCUAUCUUCGAUCCUCCUUGAGGUCAACGGCAUCGUACUGUUCCAGGGACAGUAGAGGCCACAACGAUGUGUAUAUUUCCGAGCAUGUUAUGCCUUAUGCUGCAAAUAAGAAUAAUACGUACUCUACCCCCAGGGUUUUGAAUUCCUGCAGCAAUAGACGUGUGUACAAGAAAAUGCCUAGUAUUGAAUCUGAUGUUUAAAACCUUCCAUUAAUGUUUUAUCAAUAGGGAAACAUACGUAAUGGCCAACUUUCUGGAGGGAAAAUGUUGGAUGUCCAAUAGUGCCCUGCAAAGAGGAAGAGGAUUUAGGAAGGUAUUUUUUUUUGUUGGUUCUUUUGCACAUGGCUCCAUGCCAUAGUCUUCCACUCAAGGAAUCUUGUGAGGUGUGUGCUGAGAAUGGCAGAUACCAGAUAGGUGAGUCCUUAACCAAAAAUAAUAAAUCAAAGGGCAAGUCUCCUGGACAUGCCCACUAGGUAUGUUGGCAAUAAUGAUGCCUUGGAUGCCAGAGGUGAUGUUGUGAUUUCCUAUAUUCCAAAUUCCAUUAAGCCAGUCCACCAUGCAAUUUUCUCAUCAUAAACACCUAACGGUUUCUCUAAUACAGAAUAAGCAAUAUGGUAUGCAUGUAAAUCCGACACAGACCAAAUAAAACAGUUAAGAAUGCAUCUGCAUUGUAGCGAGAUUGACAUGUGCAAGAGAUUAGGAAGUUUGGCUUUGUAACCAUUUCAGCUUUUUUGUCAUGCCUCCCAUCACAGUCCAGGCCCAACCCCAGAACUCCAGGCUCCCCCAAAGAAUAGGAAGUCAGUGCGUUUCAUGCUACCUAUGCUACUACCUUCAUUAUAGUCCAUUUCCAAGACACAUCUGGAGUAAAAGGCCAGAAGGGCCCUCAGGCAGAGAGCUAUAAGAAUCUCUUUGGAUGUCCAUUUGUGUGUUUCACAGACGCGCUCUCAUCCUUGGCUUCUGGUCUUGUUCAGGACUGCAUAAAUUAAGACAGUUAUGUCUUCGAUAUCUAAGUGUGGAUCUUCUGUCUAUGACACAGCGGCCCUUAUAGUUUAUCCUGAGGACUCCUGUGUACGUAAGUUUGCAUUUCCCCCCUUCUGGUGAUGACUCAGGGUUGUAUAGUAUCUGUUAUCCCUUUCCUUCCAGAGUAACCAUAGCUCGUUCAGUCCCCAAACAGCCAUGGUGGCUCUAAUCAACUGUGUGUUGCUGUUUCCAGGGUUGUUAAUGUGGUGGCAGGCACCAACAGCCAUAUGUGCGCUGUGAUCUGUAAGAAGUACAAUGCCAUCUGUCUGCAGAAGGCUAGUGUGGUUUUCGGUUUAUGUUUCUUACCGUCAUGGAAUUUAGUUGGACACUCAUUUCCACCCCGGCCUCCUCAAAUCAAAAGCCUUCAAAACAUGAGAGACACUCAUGCAUCUACCCUGAGCAUCCUCCAAAUUGUGGGUAAACAUCAGUGGGACAAGCGAGUUCUCUCUUCUGAAAUAUUCACCCUGUCGGAGGCUAACUGUUUCAUUGGCACCAACAGAGACAGAUGAAAAAUUCCUCCAAGCAUUUGUCAUUUCUGAGUCCCCUCCAGUAUCUCAUUCUUAAUCUACUCAAACCUGUGCAUGCGUGAUAUGAAAUGAUACUCAUCUAGCAGGAUUGGAGGAGAAAGGGCAAUCUUUAUGCCUGGGAAGCUCUUAGCGCCAUGCCUGGCACAUGCACAGUGCCUACAGAAAUAAAUAAAGACAGUUGUUAUGUUAUGAUACUUUAUCAGACCAGAAUUUUAAUAUUUAAAGAUUAAAUAUUAUAAAGACCACAAACAAGAGUAAACAUUUUAUACAGUUUUAAUCCAAUAAUUAAUGUAUUUUAAAUACAUUAAUAUCCCUGAAAUAUUUGGGAGAACUAGCCAUCGGGUUUUUUUCAGAGUAACUCAGUCUGUUUUGGCGACAUGCUGCAGAAACCCUAAGCUAAUGUAGACUAGCUUAACAAUUGUUUCCUCCUGCAUUUUGCUUUGGGUUCUUGGAAAAGGGAACAGAAUGGCAGGUUGAAAAGUUAUCCUAUUUCCUUUCUUCAUGGUAUGUUCUGUUUUGUAGGUAGUGUUUUCCUGUGAGUGGGCAGGUGCCAGAAAUAACUCUCCUGGAGCUUGAGAAUUCACUGAAUGGCUCCAUCUUUGGGGAUGUGUACCCUAUUUACAAUAUUCCCAGAAUGAUGAGAGCUGGUUGCAAUAAAUUUCAGUCAGUGGUAGAGAGGCUGAGGAAGGCAAUGGGUGAGAAGGUGUCCCAUCAACCUAGCGGUAGAAAGGAAGGAAGGGCUGACUAGACAUUGAUGACAAAUACACUUGAACACUGUAUUUUAUUCAUGGAUGUUGCACCUUUGCUGCC
This is a messenger RNA of Myotis lucifugus (little brown bat), 6850 nucleotides long. It is a transcript of the gene GRIN2A, whose product is annotated as glutamate ionotropic receptor NMDA type subunit 2A. The record is from RefSeq and is a predicted model, not a curated record. Gene Ontology annotation, cellular component: postsynaptic density membrane; postsynaptic membrane; plasma membrane. Gene Ontology annotation, molecular function: NMDA glutamate receptor activity; transmitter-gated monoatomic ion channel activity involved in regulation of postsynaptic membrane potential. Lineage: Eukaryota; Metazoa; Chordata; Mammalia; Chiroptera; Vespertilionidae. Bases 309 to 4694 code for a protein of 1461 amino acids. Gene Ontology annotation, biological process: excitatory postsynaptic potential; synaptic transmission, glutamatergic; monoatomic ion transport. The transcript has 14 exons.